This is a messenger RNA of Aspergillus versicolor CBS 583.65, 543 nucleotides long. RefSeq names its product cell wall mannoprotein 1 family protein. The coding region runs from base 1 to 543 and encodes 180 amino acids. The record is from RefSeq and is a predicted model, not a curated record. Lineage: Eukaryota; Fungi; Ascomycota; Eurotiomycetes; Eurotiales; Aspergillaceae. Gene Ontology annotation, cellular component: extracellular region. The transcript has a single exon.
AUGUUAUUCAUUCUUCCACUUCUUGCCUGUAUUACCGCGGUGCAGGGCCUUACCAUUCCCCGCGAUGCAGCUCCAGUACUCUCCAGCCUCGACACAAUAACAGGCCAGCUGCACAGUUUGGGAGGCCUGGUCCAGAAAUUCAGCGGCGGUGGCAAUGGAACACUUGCAGCUCUUGAAAUCCAGGGCAAGACAGGCGACCUCAAAACAACGGUUGACAACGGCACCACUGCAAUCAAGAAGAUCGAGCCACUUGACGAAGGCGACUCUUCCAAAGUGGUCAAUGUCGUGGUAGAGCUGCAGUCGGAUAUUUAUGACCUCCUGGAUCUGCUAGUGGACAAGAAGCCGGCUUUCGAUACUGCGAUUCUGGGAGUCGGGUCGGCCAGCUUUCUGGUGAAGAUUGACUUGGAGGGCCUUCAGAAGAGCACCGGGCAGUUAGGAGAGGCGAUUACUUCCAAGCUAGUGGAGGAGUUGAAGCGCCUGGCCCCGUUGGUGACUUCUGAUAUCGACUUUCAUUUUGCGCAGGCCAUUAAAGCGUUUUCGUGA